CUCUCCAUCCCACUCACCUCUGUAGAAACCUCCUUUUACUCGUCUGUCUCCAUCACCUCCUUCACUAACAAUCUCUCACAUACACAGUGAAUAUUCAGAAGCCAUAUCAAUGGCCUGUUCACGAGCUCUCACCGCCGCCACUGGUCUCAUGAAACUCCUCCGCCCAAGCCUCUCACCUCCGAUGGCCAGUCCCUUCCCUACUCGUUCACUUCAGUGCGUCGCUCUUCCGACAAGCGCCGGUUCGGAAGGCAACUCCGAUCGCAGCACCGUCAUUGAUCUCACGAAGCUCCUCCGCUCACAGAUCUCUCCUCAGAUGGAAGUCGCUCCCUUCGCCGCUCGUUCAUUUCACACCGUCGCUCUUCCCACAAGCGUUUCCGAAGCAAAAUCAGACUCUCUCACCACCGCCAUUGGUCUCCCGAAGCUCCUCCACUCACAACUCUCACCUCAGACGGUCACUCCCUUCGCUUCUCGUUCACUUUGCACAGUUGCUGCUGUUUCCAAAAGCGGCGAUUCGGAAUCCGACGCCGACCUCAGCUCCAAACAGCCCUCUAUUGGCCUCAAAGGUGUGGUUGAUCUUGUGCAGACACUGGUGAAUGAUAGCUACAUCUGCGUGAAGAUUGAUGUGCCAGGUCUGAAGUCAAAGGAUCUGAAAAUUUGGGUGAACGAGAAGAGAGUAAUUAUCUUUAUGGGAAGGUCAAAAUGCCCACCCAAGUAUUGGUGUAGGGGAUGGUUUUACGGAGGCACCAUUAGAGACUGUCCAUUGGACUGCAAGGUGGAGAACUUCAAGGCCGAGGUGAAGAAUGGUGUCCUCUGGGUUACUGUGCCACUCGCCGACGACGCCAAGAAGACACACUUUCGAUUGUUGGAUCAGAAAGGGGAUGAAGUUUGAUCCAUCUUUGACCGAUUUGGGGGUUUAGGGUUUUAAUUUCGAUCUCUAUAUUCUUCUUUUAUGUUUUUGUUUUAGGAUAUAUGUUGAAUGUAUGAAUCUCUUUUUUGGGGGAUGAAUCUCCUUUUUUGUGGAAAAUUAAUUAUAUAUGUUGUGGUAGCUAGCUCUUGAUUUCAUACUCAACUUUUGCUGCAGCUGUGUCACGCAUUAAUUAUUUAGCUUGGUUAAUGAAGC
Molecule: messenger RNA, 1120 nt
Organism: Cornus florida
Lineage: Eukaryota; Viridiplantae; Streptophyta; Magnoliopsida; Cornales; Cornaceae
Exons: 2
Coding region: 110-889 (259 amino acids)
Source: RefSeq, a predicted model, not a curated record